CGUGGUCCCAGGUGAAGCUCCGCCCCUUCGCCGGGCCCCGCUUUUCCUGAAGACCCUAGUAUGGCGGCCAAUAAUUAUUACGGGUACUCGAAUCAAGGAGCCGGUGGGCAACACAGUUAUCCUGUUCAGCAGACACCGACUUCAGCCCCGCCAGUACCCUCACCAUAUGGUAUCCCGAACCCAGAUAACCACCCAGUGGGGUCAGCAGGAUAUCCCAGCUACUCUGGAGGGGACUAUGGCUAUGGAAGUAGGCAACAGGAAUCUCCAGCACACCCAGAAAACAAACCCCGCUAUCAGGAUAAUUACAACUAUGGGCGUUCAUCAGCAUCAAGCAGCUAUGAGAGCAAAUCAUUCAUGCAACCAUCCGGUGCUCAGACCCAUCUUCCUGCAAUUGGCACUUAUCGGGAUAUCAAACGUGAGGAACAAUCACACGGACCUUGGAAUGUGCCUGCUGUAAACAGUGGUUCCAGAUAUUCUUCAUAUGAAUCCUAUUCCGAAUCACCUUCGUGUUACCACCCACAUCAGAAGACAUCCUUUGGCUCUGAAGGGUCUAGUGCCAAUGGGUCUAGUAACAGUUACCCUAAGAAAUUUCACUACCCUAACAAGCGAUUGAAACCAAAGACCACACCGAAGCCAUCACAGCUUCAUUACUGUGACAUCUGCAAGAUCAGCUGUGCAGGCUCUCAGACAUACAAAGAACAUCUAGAGGGGCAAAAGCACAAAAAGAAAGAAGCUAUGCUAAAAUCGGGAGUGCCCGCACAGCAGAAUGUGAGAGGCUCUCACCCACAGCUGCACUGUGAGCUUUGUGAUGUAUCCUGUACAGGCGCAGAUGCAUACACUGCACACAUAAGGGGUGCCAAGCAUCAGAAGGUUGUCAAGUUGCACACUAAGCUUGGAAAACCUAUUCCCUCAGUAGAACCUGUCAAAAUCAAUUCUGCUUCCUCAUCCUGUACUACCACCCAUAAACAAUCUUCUCAACCUUCAAAAUCAGUAGUCUCUCCAUCUAGUCCAAAACCUGUCGCACUUAAAUCAACCACCUCCAGUGCUCCACCCACUGGGGGACCCCCGCUGUUCUCUCUUACCCUGACACAGGAGGCGAUGGCUUCCCCAACCAGAAUGGAUAUACUGAAUGAACCGACAUCCCAGGACGAGUCUGGUGAUGGGAUUGAUGUGCAGCCUGUCGGACAUGACUACGUGGAAGAGAUCUGUAAUGAAGAGGGAAAAAUGAUAAGGUUCCAGUGUAGAUUGUGUGAGUGCAGCUUCAACGACCCAAACGCCAAAGACAUGCACCUGAAGGGCCGUCGUCACCGGCUGCAGUAUAAGAAGAAAGUGAAUCCACAGCUUCCAGUGGAAGUAAAGCACAGUAACAGAGCUCGGAAGCUUCAAGAGGAGAAACGAAAACGGCAGCUGAUGCAGAGAGAGGACUUGAAAAGGCACCUGGAGAGACAACAUCGCUGGCGUGUGGAGAGGAGGAGGUAUGAAGAAGCAAUAUACUGGAGACGGAUUGAAGAGGAACAUCUCUUUUGGGGGCCUCAAUACAGAAGGCCAAUGAUUCCCGAGUGGCAUCCACCCCCGCUUAUGGGCCGAAGUAGCUUCCCAGUGCCACCCCUCAUGGCUCCCCCCCCACAUCUUCCACAGCCUCGACUGGAGUCCUUUGAUGACUAUUACAUUAUGCUUAAGCACACGAACAUCUAUCCUACUGAGCAGGAGUUGCACACUGUGCAGAAGGCAGUAUCCCUAUCGGAGCGAGCACUUAAACUGGUGUCUGACCAAUUACAGGAUGAAAAAGAGAAGGAAAAUGAAAACAAGGAGAAGCAGGGAGUCCCAAGGCUACUGAGAGGUGUUAUGCGUGUUGGAAUCCUGGCAAAAGGCCUUAUACUGCAGGGGGAUCGGGAUCUGCACCUGACCUUGUUGUGUUCUGACAAACCAAGACGCAGCCUGCUGCAGAGGGUAGCUGAACUACUGCCAGAACAGCUAGCGACUUUGACAAAGGAUGGUCAUGAAGUGACACAUGACUUGGAUGAGGCCCAGCUGAUCAUUGCUUUCUGUGAGAAACCCAAGAUUCAGAUUACAGUGUCCAUAACCUGCCCACACUUAAAGGGAGUGAAUGGAGAAAACGAUGCACUGACCUCUGACUCUGAGGACCUUCUUAACAAGGAGAAGUGUGUCAAGUCUCUCACCUGCCUACGACAAGUCAAAUGGUUUCAGGCUCAUGUCAAUCGUCUGCAGUCCUGCAUUGUUGUUAUUCGCAUUUUCCGUGACCUCUGUCGACGGGUGCCAACAUGGGGGGCUUUACCAGAUUGGGCUUUGGAGCUCCUUAUAGAGAAAUCAUUGAGUAGUGUGUCAACUGCACUGUCACCUGGAGAUGCCACACGCCGAGUACUGGAAUGUGUAGCCUCAGGAGUACUCUUACCAGAUGGCCCUGGGCUUCAAGAUCCCUGUGAAAAUGAGACACAGGAUGCCUUAGAACCCAUGACCAGACAGCAGCGAGAAGACAUCACUGCCAGUGCACAGCAUGCACUAAGGAUGAUGGCCUUCAGGCAGAUCCACAAGGUGCUGGGCAUGGAACUUUUGCCACCACAGAAAAACAGACUCAACAGGAAACGGCAGCGAGAGGGGACAGAUACCUUGACCAGAAAAGAUGGAAAGAAGGACAGAAGAGAGAAUGUACAAAAUGCGGACUAGGACUUAUAUUUGUAGUUGUUGUGCAUACUAGACUGGAUUCCCCUUCUCUGCUUCUCAACAGACUGAAUUUUUUCUGACCUGGGGAUACAGAAUAGUUGUAAAUGAGGUGAAAGUGAGCGGUUUGUAUAGUGAGUGGGAGAGAAAAGAAAGGAUGGAUUGGAUUAAGAUGAUGAAUGGGAGGAGAGAGGUAAUACGUUUUUAGAUUUUAAAAAAAAAACACAAAGAGAAAAUGUUUAGAGAAACUAAUUACCUUCCUGCUCUCUUGUUGACACAACUUUUUUUUUUUUUUUUUGACCAUUACAUGAACACAUCCCUGUGGGUACAUAAAUAAAGUUGCUUGCAUACACAAACUAUACCAAGCAGCACUGGGAGAAUUACAGAUGUGUGUUUAUAGACCCAAACUGGAAAAACAUUGUAUAGACCAUCAGUUUGUUUUUUUCUCACCCCCAAACUUGUCAUAAUGCCCCACACACAGUACGUUUGGCUCUAUUUACCAAAUUCUUAUCCAUUUUCUAAUGACAAUACAUGCACAUGUUAAUGGAACAUGCAAUGGCAUAAAAAGACAGUAUGUAAUACAAACCUUAAAGGGACACUGACCACAAUUUCUCCAACAUAGGUGUGUCCGGUCCACGGCGUCAUCCUUACUUGUGGGAUAUU
Messenger RNA from Bombina bombina (fire-bellied toad), 3342 nucleotides. RefSeq names its product zinc finger RNA binding protein 2 (gene ZFR2). The transcript is spliced from 18 exons. Lineage: Eukaryota; Metazoa; Chordata; Amphibia; Anura; Bombinatoridae. Gene Ontology annotation, cellular component: precatalytic spliceosome. Gene Ontology annotation, molecular function: single-stranded RNA binding; double-stranded RNA binding; zinc ion binding. Bases 61 to 2685 code for a protein of 874 amino acids. The record is from RefSeq and is a predicted model, not a curated record.